Trypanosoma cruzi is the source of this 402-nucleotide messenger RNA. RefSeq lists its product as uncharacterized. The record is from RefSeq and is a predicted model, not a curated record. Lineage: Eukaryota; Euglenozoa; Kinetoplastea; Trypanosomatida; Trypanosomatidae. The transcript has a single exon. Bases 1 to 402 code for a protein of 133 amino acids.
AUGCGGCGUCCAGGGAGGUACGUAUUUGAGGUGGAGUGCACACAUGUGGAUCUCAUGUGGGAAGGAACGGGGGUUGACUGCCCAACCGUCGCUCCUUUUCUGGAGAGUGUGCUCUUCCUUUUUCCGUUGCCCCUUUUGUGCCAGGGGAUGGAGGGAUUGGGCAGCACCGUCCCACGAAAGGUCUUGCACACGUACACACUCUCAUGCCACUGUUGCCCAGAAGUGGGGUGCAAAUCGAAAUCCAGCUGUUUUUUUUUUGUGUUGGCGCAAUUACUUGUUUAUUUAUUAUUAACUGACAACAUUCUGUCCGGCGUGCUGCUUCGAUUGGAUUGUGUGGGAUUGCUCUCUAGCGCCAUCGGACAAAACAGGCUGACGACUUUUUUCUGCUCGUACCAGUCGUAG